UAAACUUGAAGUUUCUUAGCCUCGACUCGUGGCACGUGAAAUGAUAGUAGAUCAUCAACGUCACCGUCGUGAAGAUACUUUCAGUAGCUUAUCGUCACUCUGAAAUAACACUUAGUCCAAAGUAUGAAUCAACUUGUCAUUUAGUGUUUAACCUCAUAUUUAAUAUUAUUGAUACCUAUAAUUUAUCAAAAGUUUCCAUUGACGUUUAUGUAAACAGUGCGUCAGAUUAUUAUAUUUUUUCUACAUACAUUUAUGAGGUGGAUUAUUUUGAAAUUAAAUUUAACAAAAAAUUAAUCAUUUACCGUAAAAUGAAUAAUCGUAAACCGAGACGUGAUUCAGAUGUUAUUCUUUCAAAUUAUAAUCAGAAGGAGCUACUGUUUAAAUUUCUUAUCAUCGGUGAUUAUGGAGUAGGUAAAACCGCAAUCGUGAGGCGAUACACAGAAGGCAAAUUUUCAUCGAAUUAUAAAAUAACAAUAGGCGCUGAUUUUGCAAUUAAAUCACUUGAUUGGGAUCCUCAUACUAAAAUUAAUUUGCAGCUAUGGGAUAUUGCUGGUCACGAAAGAUUUGGAUACAUGACACGAGUUUACUAUAAAUAUGCAGUCGCAGCUGCUCUAGUUUUCGAUAUUUCACGAGUAGCGACAUUCCAAUCGGUUAAAAAGUGGCUAACCGAUCUGCGAGAAAAGGUUACUUUACCCGAUGGCUCCAGUAUUCCAAUUGUUUUAUUAGCUAAUAAAUGCGAUAUACAACAUGUCGCUAUUCCUACAGAUCAAAUUAUUAAGUUUUGCAAAGAAAAUAAAAUUUCUAAAUGGUACGUCACUUCUGCUAAGGAUAACAAAAACAUCGAUGAAGCAGUACAUUACUUAGUAGAGAAUGUAUUGAAAGCCAAGAUAGAAGACGAAAUAAAGGACUCGAUAAAGUUACGCACUGCUCCAAUCACCACCGAGAAAAGUGGAUGUUGCAAGCUUUGAAUUAGUUACCAAAAAAUUAUUUCAAAACAAAUAUAGCAACAAUUUUCAGUUGCCUAAGAAUUUUUGUACAAAAGUAAUUUUAACCUUACUGCUUGUGAAUUAAUUAAGUUAAACUAUUUUUCCACUUUUUAUUCGAUAAAGUAUUUACAAAUAUUUAUAGUUUAUAAUUAUUACAAUUGUUAUACGCUCAUGCGUAAUUAUCACAGCGAUAAAUGCUGAAAAAUGAAACGAAUAAUUGCUCAGAACUAUAAAUAAGAAUAAUUAUUAAAAUGUAGAUAUAUUUAUAAAGUUUUAUUCGCUCAGUCAGUAUGUACAUACACUUUAUAAUCACUCGUUAAAUAUAUUUUUGUAAAUAUGUAAUAAAUAUACAUUAUUAUUAUUA
This is a messenger RNA of Cotesia glomerata, 1350 nucleotides long. Its product is annotated as ras-related protein Rab-32-like. Bases 309 to 968 code for a protein of 219 amino acids. The record is from RefSeq and is a predicted model, not a curated record. The transcript has 6 exons. Lineage: Eukaryota; Metazoa; Arthropoda; Insecta; Hymenoptera; Braconidae. Gene Ontology annotation, molecular function: GTP binding; GTPase activity. Gene Ontology annotation, cellular component: Golgi apparatus; vesicle; trans-Golgi network. Gene Ontology annotation, biological process: vesicle-mediated transport.